This is a messenger RNA of Trichosurus vulpecula (common brushtail), 3673 nucleotides long. It is a transcript of the gene CCBE1, whose product is annotated as collagen and calcium binding EGF domains 1. NCBI's taxonomy places the organism in Eukaryota, Metazoa, Chordata, Mammalia, Diprotodontia, Phalangeridae. The record is from RefSeq and is a predicted model, not a curated record. Bases 1 to 1992 code for a protein of 663 amino acids. Gene Ontology annotation, molecular function: calcium ion binding. The transcript is spliced from 13 exons.
AUGUUUUUUCCAAGAACUCUAACUCUUCUUGGUGUCAAGAAACUUAAGUCACAGAGAUUCGAGUUUCUCAAGGGGGUUGACACCAACUUUCUGAGAAAUGUGUCUCUUUGGCAAGAAACACAAGAAGGGGCUGAAGAAGAUGCAGGCCAACAAUGCCAAAGCUGUCAAGGACCAAGCAGAGCCAUCAAGGGCCUAAGCUCCAAGGCCAACUUCCUUAGACCCAAGAUCCCCAAGGCCAGUGCUCAGAGUGCCAGCUCCAAGAUGGUCACCAAGCAUGCAGGCCCUAGGGUCAGCACAGAAUGCCCUGGUUCUAGGAUCACAAAGCCUAACUCUAAGAUUGCCAGAAUCACUGAUCCCAAGGCUGCUAGGCCCAUUGAUCCCCAAAUUUCCAAGCCCACUGACCCCAAGGUCACCAUGUCUGACACCAAGAUCACCAAACGGGAUACCAAGUCCACCAAGUCUGACACCAAGGUCAGUAAGUCUGAUCCCAAGGCAGCUAAGUCUAAAGCCAAGGUCACCAAGUCUGAUCCCAAGACCAGUAAAUUUGACUCUAAGGUCAAAAAGCCCAGUGAUUCCAAGGGCGCUAAGCCUAUUGACACCAAGCCUGCUCAGUUCACUAACCCUAAGAGCACCAAAUCCAAAUAUACUGGGGCUAAAGCUAUUAGUCCCAACCCUUCAAAGAUGCUUCAAGAAGUAGGGAACUCUGAGAAUAUGUCGCGUAGACUGUCAGACAUGGUGGCCGUGUUGUCUUCUACUACAGAAAGUGUUGCCAAAGGAAUUCAGCAGAAAAAUGUAGCUGAAAUCCUUCGGCGUGCCCACGGGCUGUAUGUGGCCCACUGGCUGCAGGUCGUGCAAGCCUGUUUGGACUAUUGGGAACCAAUCAGAGAUCUUCAUUUUGGUAACAUUAAAAAGCAUAUGGGACUGGGGUGGAGCUUUGGGGAGAUGAAAGGACAGACCUGUGAUUUCAUCAAUCAUUCUUCUUCUUUGUUUUCUAGGAAAAAGUGCUGCAAAGGUUAUAAGUUUGUCCUUGGACAGUGCAUCCCAGAAGAUUACGAUGUGUGCUCUGAGGCUCCUUGUGAACAGCAAUGCACAGAUAACUUUGGCCGAGUUCUAUGUACCUGCUAUCCAGGGUACCGGUAUGACCGGGAGAGACACAGAAACAAAGUGAAGCCUUACUGCUUAGAUAUCGAUGAGUGUGCCACCAGCAAUGAGACGCUCUGCUCUCACAUCUGCGUCAACACCUUGGGCAGCUACCGUUGUGAGUGUCGGGAGGGCUACAUCCGAGAAGAAGACGGAAGGACAUGUACCAAAGGAGACAAAGGACAUGAUGAGAAAGUAGAGAAUGUGCUGAAGGCAGGAACCUGCUGUGCCACUUGUAAGGAGUUCCACCAAAUGAAACAGAUGGUAUUACAGUUGAAACAAAAGAUUGCACUACUCCCGAACAAUGCCGCAGAUCUGGGCAAGCAUGUCACUGUUGACAAGUUGCUGGCUUCAAACACCUACCUGCCAGGGCCUCCUGGGCAACCUGGAGGUCAGGGCCCUCCAGGGUCACCUGGACCAAAAGGAAGCCCUGGAUUUCCUGGAGUACCUGGGCCUCCUGGACAGCCCGGCCCCAGGGGCUCAAUGGGACCCAUUGGACCAUCUCCUGACCUCUCCCAUAUUAAGCAAGGCCGGAGGGGCCCUGUGGGUCCACCAGGUGCACCAGGAAGAGAUGGUUCCAAGGGUGAGAGAGGAGCUCCUGGACCCAAAGGAUCUCCAGGACCCCCUGGUUCUUUUGAUUUCCUCUUGCUGAUGAUGGCCGACAUCCGAAACGACAUCGCAGAACUUCAGGAGAAAGUGUUUGGGCACCGGACUCAUUCAUCAGCAGAGGAGUUCCCAUUACCUCAGGAAUUUACCAACUAUCCAGAUGUCUUAGACUUUGGUUCUGGAGAGGACUAUCCAAAGAGAACUGAGACGAGAGACUCAAGAAUUCACAAAGACUUAUAUCCUUAGCAGGGCCUAGGUAUUUCAUACCAAAAGUAGGGGAUGAAAAGGUUGAUUCUCUCCUGAAUCUGAAUGAUGGAAAGAAAAAAAUGCACUGGGGAUUUAAAAGAUAGAUUUUUAUUUUAUUUACUCUUCCCUUUGCUUUCUACCCUUGUACCUCUUUGCUUCCGAAUACUCCCUUUUAAUACCCCACCUCCUUAUCUAUUGGUAAGUAAACCGGUGACUGACUGAUAUAUUUCCCAGCCUAAGCCAGUUAGGCUAAUGAAUCAAAGUUCCUCCAUUAGUUCCUCCAUUCCUUUUGUUCCAGCUACAGGAUUCAAAGAAACUCCCAGAGUUUUGCCAUCAGAAAUCUGUUCAUUUUGUAAAAAUCUGUGAUAGUGUCCCCAAAACACAAAAUAAUUUGCCAGGUGAGAAGAUGCCAAAUUAACUUACACCUAUUAUAUGCUAGACAUUAGGGAUCCAAAGAUAAAAGUGAAAUACAGCCUUCCCUCAAGGAGUUUGUAGUCUAAUGGAGGAAGCAACAUGCACAUAGAUAGAUACAUACAAAGUGACACAAGGCUAAUAUUUGGAGCCAUAAUUUCAUCAAUGAAGAGACUUCCUUCACUAAUCCCGACAAUAAUUUGUAUGUGCCUUCUCAUCCUCUGUGAUUCCUGAGACAGAAACGAUCAAUGUAACUAAAGGAACAGAAGCUCCUACCAAGAAGAUUGGUCAAGAUUUUUGGAGAAGGGGAGGCUCUCUAAAAUAGAAUGCAAUUUGUCUAACAUUAAUGAGGUCCUAUAAUUUUUAAAUAUCCAUAAUUAGAUAAGGUUUCUUGCUGUCACUAGAUGAAGUAGUAGGGACCAGGGAGAGAACAGAAGAACUAUAGUAUUUACUGGUAUAUAUAAUGCAGCUUUUAAAACCCCAAAUGUGACUGUUAAAGUGUUCCUGCCUUGCUUUUAAGUAGGUACCACAUUCAGAGUAAAAAGUGCUGCAUGCUAUAGGAACAAAUUCCCUCUUCUUUUACACAAAUGUGUUGCAUACUGCACUUGGUAAAGAGAUAAAAUAUACUGAUGCUCAUCAGAAAUCAUUAGGGAGUGAUAUGCCAGGAGAUUUUCUAACUCCUUGGUCAUGUGUUCAGGUAGGCUUUGAAGAACUCUUCUCAGUAAAUCACACUGUUCGUAAAAGCAGGGUAACUGGCCACAUAAGGGGCUGGGGAAAGGUACAAAUUCUCCAGGCCAGACUUGGCACCUGAAGAAACUUUAAUGUGCUCCCAGAGAGCCAACCUGCCCUUGGUCAGAGCAAUUAAAUCAAUGUGACAUGGGACUCCAGGCUGUGUGAAAGCCUCUGGUUCAGAGCCAUUUUUCCUCUUUUCAAGGCCAAAUGAAGAGAAACAGCUAAAUCUACAGUUGAGCUCUCCUUUAAUAUUAGAGGGCCUGUCAGUAGUCUACACCAAGUGCCAGUAUAACCGGGGCUAGAGUAGUUGCAGAAAUUUCACUUAGUUGGGGUGGGGGGGCUGAACAAAAACGAGCUUUCCCCAGUCAGCAGAAAUUGUCCUCUUCCUAAUGUUGUUAUCCUAUAGUUUAUGAUAAGGAAAAAUUGUACUUCCUCUUGCCCUUUCAGUUUUUAUCUUUGUGUUCCCUUCCUCCACAACUGCAGAAAACAGUUUGCAAAAGGAAUUUUUUCCUAAACAUUCAAUUCAAUCCAAAUGUCU